AUGACUGCUCGUGGAACUCGUGGUCGGGGUAUUCGGCGCGGUGGACGUUAUAGAGAUCGAGAGAGAGGCAAGAAUACAAGGGAUUUGGAGCCCUCUAGUUCUUUUUUGAAGCCUAAGAAACGGGCCAGACCUAAUGGGCCUAUUAGAGCGGGGGUUCCUAUUACUCCUACUGGGAUUCAGCCUUGUGGUGACUGUGGCAUAGGUUCUACACACUUCUAUGUAGCUAGUACUAUUUUCGAGAACUUGGGGAUUUCUGUUGAGUGUACUUCUGGUGAGAUUACUGUUUUGACUUCGUUGGGACAACCUGUUCGAGUAAAAAAACUUUAUAGGAAUGUUCCGUUGGAAGUACAAGGGACUAUAUUUCUGGCAAAUCUGAUGGAGCUAGCAUUUGGAGAGUUUGAUUUAACUCUGGGUAUGGACUGGUUAGUUGAGCACCGAGUUAGCUUGGAUUACGUGACUAGGAGGGCAGUUCUGAGGACCAAGGAUGAUACAGAAGUGGUUGUGAUUGGCGAGCUUCGAGAUUACCUGUCUACUGUAAUCUCUGUUCUAGUGGCUAAUAAAUUGGUUCGAAAAGGGUGUGAGGUGUAUUUGGCUUACGUCAGUGUUUCAGUUUUUGAGGACUCUUUCGUUGGGGAUAUCAAAAUAGUGAGGGAAUUUUUGGAUGUAUUUUCUGAGGAGUUAUCGGGUUUACCUCUAAAUCAAGAAGUUGAGUUUGGCAUUAAGCUCCUACCGGGUACUGCUCCAGUGUCUAUCGCUCCUUAUCGUAUGGCACCGAAGGAGCUUAUAAAGCUUAAGGUUGAACUUCAAGAGCUUCUGGAUUGUGGUUUCAUCCGUCCCAGUGUGUCUCCAUGA
Messenger RNA from Gossypium raimondii (Peruvian cotton), 852 nucleotides. RefSeq lists its product as uncharacterized. The record is from RefSeq and is a predicted model, not a curated record. Bases 1 to 852 code for a protein of 283 amino acids. NCBI's taxonomy places the organism in Eukaryota, Viridiplantae, Streptophyta, Magnoliopsida, Malvales, Malvaceae. The transcript has 2 exons.